Anopheles maculipalpis is the source of this 303-nucleotide messenger RNA. RefSeq lists its product as uncharacterized. The record is from RefSeq and is a predicted model, not a curated record. The coding region runs from base 1 to 303 and encodes 100 amino acids. The transcript is spliced from 2 exons. NCBI's taxonomy places the organism in Eukaryota, Metazoa, Arthropoda, Insecta, Diptera, Culicidae.
AUGAAGUCCAUCAUCAUUGCACUUGUCCUGUUUGUGGCCAUUGCCACCCAAACGUUGGCACUUCCCACUGACUGUGUCAAACAUAGUUCGAACGUGGAUCGUCAUACUGUUCGGCUGUACGAUUGCGAUGGGCUUAACUACGAGCUGGGUUCAAACUGUCUUUCGAAAUACUUCCAUCCAACGGAAGUGGUGGACUAUCCUCGCCGAAGCUGCAACUGUGGCAACUGUUACUCCUGCAGAAACUUCCGCCACCCGUACCAUCACCACGGAUAUCCGGCGUACUGGCUGCGUUCAUAUCACUGA